Messenger RNA from Capronia coronata CBS 617.96, 567 nucleotides. RefSeq lists its product as uncharacterized. The record is from RefSeq and is a predicted model, not a curated record. Gene Ontology annotation, biological process: retrograde vesicle-mediated transport, Golgi to endoplasmic reticulum; protein retention in ER lumen. NCBI's taxonomy places the organism in Eukaryota, Fungi, Ascomycota, Eurotiomycetes, Chaetothyriales, Herpotrichiellaceae. The coding region runs from base 1 to 567 and encodes 188 amino acids. Gene Ontology annotation, cellular component: Golgi membrane. The transcript is spliced from 3 exons.
AUGGACGGACCUGAGCCAGACACGACGCCUUUUGAUGCGAUAACCACCCAGAGCAAUAAGCUGCUGAGGCAAUACCAAACCUAUCUCGACAAAUCAACUCCCUACACCACCUAUCGUUGGGCGGCGACCGGCGGGCUUCUCGUCCUCUUCUUCCUUCGAAUAGUCUUCGCGCAAGGCUGGUACAUCGUCGCAUACUGCCUCGGCAUUUACCUGCUCAACCUCUUUCUCGCCUUCCUCCAACCCAAGUUCGAUCCGAGUUUGUCACAAGAUGAAGGACUGGAAGACGGCGAGGGAUCCGCCCUGCCCACCAAGCAAGACGAUGAAUUCAGGCCGUUUAUCAGACGACUGCCCGAGUUCAAAUUCUGGCAUUCCGCGACACGGGCCGUUGCCAUCAGCUUCGUCUGCAGUUGGUUCGAGAUCUUUAACUUGCCGGUCUUCUGGCCUGUCCUGGUCAUGUACUGGCUGAUUCUGUUCUCCUUGACGAUGAGAAAACAAAUCCAACAUAUGAUCAAGUAUCGUUAUGUCCCCUUCUCUAUCGGAAAGGCGAAAUACUCUCGCAAAUCAUGA